Plasmodium cynomolgi strain B is the source of this 2000-nucleotide messenger RNA. RefSeq names its product DnaJ protein. Lineage: Eukaryota; Apicomplexa; Aconoidasida; Haemosporida; Plasmodiidae. The record is from RefSeq and is a predicted model, not a curated record. The annotation marks the transcript as partial. The transcript has a single exon.
AUGAAGCGCAUGUCGUCGUACGAAACGGGGCCGGAGUCCUCCGAGCUAAGCUCGUUCAGCUUGAAGGAGAAGUCGUCAUCCAAGGGGAAGAAAGGCGACCAGCAGGCCAACGAAAAAAAUAUGAAAAAGAAUAGUAGCGUAGAAUACAGUGACGAUCAAGAAACGAAAAAAAAAAAUGAACACAAGAAGAAGACCGAUCAGAAGGAUAAAAAAAACCUGAUGAGUAAUACGCAAAAUAAAAAUACAAAAAGUGGAAAACAGAGUAACAGUCAGAAGAACCCACUAGAUAUGUAUAAAAACAAAUUAAAGUUCAUAACUGAUAACAUAAUCCUUAUUGGGAUUAUCUUAUCCUUUAUGACACUGAUAACGUUUAAAUAUUUGGAGGAAAAGUAUUCUAUGGAGACCUACUUGGAGGAAGGUGACUCUUUUGAUUAUUACGAGGUCUUAAAAUGUAAAAGAGGAGAUAACAUAAAUAAGAUAAAGAAAAAUUAUCGAGAUUUAUCAAAAAUGUAUCAUCCAGAUAGUAACAAAGAUUGCAAAGAUUGUGAUAAAAAAUUCAGAGACAUUACCAAGGCAUAUAAAACAUUGUCAGAUCCGAGAUUGAAAAAGGCGUAUGAUCAUUCGAAAGGGAAAGUCUUAAAAUUGAUUGAGUCGAAUAGCAUCAAUUUGACGAUGAGAAAUUUUAACGACUUAGUGGAGAACUCGAAUAAUUAUUGGAUUAUUCAGAUUUAUUCAGAUACGGAUAAUCUAAGUUUGAAUUUCUCCAAAAUUUGGGAAGAAGCAUUCGACAAAUAUCAUGAGUAUAUCUCCUUUGGACGGAUAAAUAUCCUAACGGAUAAAAAGUUAGUUAAAAGUAAAGUACCUUUUAAUGUAAAAAUUUAUCCCACUAUUUUUAUUCUCGCUCCAGAUGGGACCUACCAAUUAUAUUCAAAUAUUUUUAAUUCCACAUCGAAAGAUUUCCAAUCAUACAUUAUUAGCAAUUAUCCGAAUUUUAUACAUAAUGUGAACGAUUUUAAUAAGGCUUAUUAUUCCUUGACUAAAAGGAAUGACCCUAUUAGUAAAAAUGGAUCCUCUCAUAUUGACAAGAACAACAAAGUACUUCUCCUGUCUAACAAAAAUAAGUUAAGUCUCCAGGUGAAGCAUAUCACUUGGAAGUUUAGAAAUAUAUACACUACUUAUGCUAUCCGAUAUAACGAAAUUGAGCAGUUAACAAAUGAGACACUAAAAAAAGAAAUCAUAGAUGCCCUUAAAGUGCUAAGUGUUAAAAAGAGUGACUACAUCAAAGAAAACGAAAAUAUUGAUUACUUCCUUUUGGUUAAUAAUAAAGCACAAGUAAAGAUCAUCAGGCGAAUUUCCUCUACGAAUAUUAAAAAUGUAUAUAAAGAUGCCUUGAAGAAGAACUUGGUAGAAAUUAACUCUACCAAUGUUGAUUCUGUUUGCUCUACUGUCGGGUCGAGACAUACCUACUGUUACGUUACUAUCAUAGAUAAGCUCAGUAAGGAAGAUACACUAACCUCUUUGAAAAAAAUUUAUCAACAUGUGAAUAACUCCUAUGCUAGUUUUACUUCCAAGUUGGGGUCGGACGAGGUAGACAGCCAUAUGUUCAUUCAACCGGUGUACUUACUAAGAUCCAACAUGACAAAAAAUUUCCUCAAAUUUGUUAAGGAUAAAUCUGUGAGUACAUAUGACUCCUUUUUUUUGGACUACUCUGCGAAUAGCUUUGCCACAGUGAACGAAAUAAAAAAUUUAAGUAACUACUCACAGAAGAAGGAAGACCUUUCUUUUCUGUCCAACAUUUACAAAGACAUCGAAAUUUUGACGUUUGAGAAAAUUCCAAAAUACUGCCUUCCCAUGGGGGUUAACUGUCUGUAUAACCCUAAGAAGACCUUUUCCUAUAGACUGUAUAAUAUUUUCAAGAGGACUUCCAAACUGCAAGUCAUCCUUUCUGCCAUCGUGGGAUUCGUGCUCUACCCCUCCUUUAAGCAGUACGGCAAGUUGAG